Messenger RNA from Sarcophilus harrisii (Tasmanian devil), 6954 nucleotides. RefSeq names its product calcineurin binding protein 1 (gene CABIN1). Gene Ontology annotation, molecular function: nucleosome binding; protein binding. Bases 374 to 6703 code for a protein of 2109 amino acids. The transcript has 31 exons. The record is from RefSeq and is a predicted model, not a curated record. NCBI's taxonomy places the organism in Eukaryota, Metazoa, Chordata, Mammalia, Dasyuromorphia, Dasyuridae. Gene Ontology annotation, cellular component: nucleus. Gene Ontology annotation, biological process: chromatin organization.
UCGGAGCCCACUUCCUGUGCUGCCCUAGGGGCGGUCCCUCUUCUCCCGGGCUCCUUCCGUCCCGCCCUCCGACCUGGCUCGGCCGCCCCCGGAAAGCAAAGACGGAUUAGCCCCCCUUCCGGGGGGGGGCGGGGGCUCCGUGACGUCAUCAGCAUUUUCGCUUUUUCGUCUCCGAUUGGUCGAAGCUGCCCGGAACAGCAGCCAAUCGGCGCGCGCGUUGUUGGCCGGCUCCCGCGCCGGCUUUUGCUCUCUCCUGCGCCUGCGUGAGGUAGCGCCGAGCCGGGAGGGACCAAAACAGUUGUUGGGAAACCCAGAAGUGACCUCGGCCGGGACGGGGGAUGGUCCAAAGGGGCAGCGCCGCCCCCCUGCAGAGAUGAUCCGCAUUGCAGCCUUGAAUGCCAGCUCCACUGUAGAGGAUGACCAUGAGGGAACCUUCAAGAGCCACAAGACCCAGACCAAGGAGGCACAGGAAGCGGAAGCUUUCUCCCUGUACCACAAGGCCUUGGACCUGCAGAAGCACGACCGGUGUGAGGAGUCCGAGAGGGCCUACCAGGAACUGCUGGAGACCCGCCUGCUGCGCGAGGUGAGACCCUGGCCCGGGUGGCAGGGAAGGCGCGCCGUCCCCCAGAGUGCCUGCCAUUUCUGGGCACGGUGGGGUCCCUCCCCAUCCAUGCUCCCCGGCUCUGGCCAGCCCCUCACCUCCAGUUCUCUGCCUCCCCCAAAGGAGCUGUUGCCCAUCCGGGCCUCUCUGGUCUCUUCAGGUUCCAGCGGGGUGACUAUUGCUGGGCCCCUUGGGCGCCACAUUGCCCUUCCGAGCGGCCAAAUGCGUCCCCAGCUCCACCAACAAUGCAGCAGCUUCCCUGUUCCCUUUCUGUCGUGCUGGCCCGGGGCCAGCCGCGUCUCAGUGUCUCUCGCCCCACCCCCACGGCCUCCCAGAAUGGGGACUCUGGGUACCGGGCCCGCAGGGGCGCCCGGGGACAAGUCCAAGAAGGGCGAGCAAGCGGCGUGGCGGAGGAGAGCGGGACGCCAAGGGCCGGGCGUAAACCAAUGUAAGAAGGAGGAGAAGGUCGACUUCCAAGAGCUGCUUUUCCGUUCCGCCGCCCAGGAGGGUGGCCCCGCCCACGCCUGCCCUGCCCCGGCGGGGGGGCCCUUUGGAUGUUCAGGGCAUCCCCCACUCCCCACGUCCAGAGAGCUUGGGGGGCCCCUCCCGAUGACUGGCUUUGACUCUUUGUGCAGGCUCCGCAAGCUGGACCCCGAGGAGGAGGACGACCCCUUCGGCGGCUAUGAGGUCCAGUCGGAGGUCAAGCCUGAGAGCUUCCCCAGCGCCGGUGCCCCCCGGCUCUCCUUCGACUCCACCACCUUUGUGGAAUCCGAGCAGCAGGACGUGCACAGGUUCCUCCUGGACAACAUGCCGGGGCCUUGGGAACGUACUCCUCAUCAGGGAGACAUGGACCAGGCGCUGGAGAACUACGACAUGUGCACGGAGCUGCUUCAGAGCGCGGCUGCAGCCGGCGGGCAUCCCGAGGCCCGGAGCCCCCUCAUCCGCCUGCCCAACCUCCACCUGGACUCCGUGGUCUCCCUGGAGGAGAUCGAUAAGAACUUAAAGUCCCUGGAGCGCUGCCAGUCCUUGGAGGAGCUGCAGCGGCUCUACGAGGCCGGGGACUACCAGGCCGUGGCCCACCUGCUGCGGCCCACCCUGUGCCUCAGUGGCUACGACCGCUCCAAGCACCUGGAGUUUGUCACCUCCAUUCCGGAGCGCCCAGCCCAGCUACUCCUGCUGCAGGACGCCCUGCUCAAACUCAAGGACUACCCACGCUGCUUUGAGUGCUCUGAAGUCGCCCUGCACGAGGCCAUCCAGCAGAUGGUCAACCUGACAGAUGCCUCGGCCAAGGAGGAGUGGGUGGCCACGGUCACUCAGUUGCUCCUGGGCAUUGAGCAGGCCCUCUCUGCGGACAGCAGCAUCCUAGACGAGACCCUGCGCACUCCCAGCCUUAUCCGGCUCACCAACAACCUCAUUCAGGUCAUAGACUGCAGCAUGUCUGUCCAGGAGGAGGCCAAGGAGCCGUACGUGGCCUCGGUGCUGCCCUGGGUCAUCCUGCACCGCGUCAUCCAGCACGAGGAGGAGGGCUUCCGGACCCGCUGCCAGCAGCAGCAGCAGCUGCAGAGCCCGGACGACAGUCAAGGGAGACCCGACACCCCGCUGCUCCCGUCCUCGCUCAUGCUGCUCAACACGGCCCACGAGUACCUGGGGAGGAGGUCGUGGUGCUGCAACUCCAACGGGGCCCUGCUGCGCUUCUACGUGCGAGUCUUGCAGAAGGAGCUGGCGGCCUCGGCCUCGGAGGACACGCACCCGUACAAGGAGGAGCUGGAGACGGCCCUGGAGCAGUGCUUCUACUGCCUGUACAGCUUCCCCAGCAAGAAGAGCAAGGCGCGCUACCUGGAGGAGCACUCGGUGCAGCAGGUGGAGCUUGUGUGGGAGGACGCCCUCUUCAUGUUCGACUACUUCAAGCCCAAGACCCUCCCCGAGUUCGACAGCUACAAGACCAGCACGGUGUCGGCCGACCUGGCCAACCUCCUGAAGAAGGUGGCCACCAUCGUCCCGCGGACCGAGAAGCCCGCGCUCAGCCUGGACGACGUCUCGGGUUACAUCGAGGGCACCCUGAGCAAGGUGCCUUCGCUCCCGGAGGGCGCAGACCGCUCUCCUCCCGCGGUGAACGAGCUCUACUACCUCCUGGCCGACUACCACUUCAAGAACAAAGAGCAGUCCAAGGCCAUCAAGUUCUACAUGCACGACAUCUGCAUCUGCCCCACCAGGUUUGACUCGUGGGCCGGCAUGGCGCUGGCCAGGGCCAGCCGCAUCCAGGACAAGCUGAACUCCAACGAGCUCAAGAGCGACGGCCCCAUCUGGCGCCACUCGGCCCCGGUGCUCAACUGCUUCCGGCGGGCGCUGGAGAUCGACUCCUCCAACCUGUCGCUGUGGAUCGAGUACGGCACCAUGUCCUACGCGCUGCAUUCGUUUGCCUCGCGGCAACUCAAACAGUGGAGGGCCGAGCUGCCCGCCGAGGUGGUCCAGCAGAUGGAGGAACGCCGAGACAGCAUGCUGGAGACGGCCAAGCUGUGCUUCACGUCGGCCGCGCGCUGCGAGGGCGACGGGGACGAGGAGGAGUGGCUCCUGCACUACAUGCUGGGCAAGGUGGCCGAGAAGCAGAAGCAGCCGCCGGCCGUCUACCUCCAGCACUACCAGCGGGCCGCCCACUACCUGCACGAGGAGGCCGCGCGCUACCCCAAGAAGAUCCACUACCACAACCCCCCGGAGCUGGCCAUGGAGGCGCUGGAGGUCUACUUUCGCCUGCACGCUUCCAUCUUGAAGCUCGUGGGCAAACCCAACGCCGGCGUCGACGCCGAGAGCCUGGUCGCCUUCAUGAAAGAGGCCGCCGACGGGCCCUUUGCCAGGGGCGAGGAGAAGAACACCCCCAAAGUGUCCGAGAAGUGCCUGGGUCUCAGCAGUGCCCCAAAACUUCCCUUUGAUGGAUCCCCGCCGUGGCGGGUGGCCUGGGGCGGGGGAGAUUGGGGACUGAAGGAGGCCCCCCCGCUCCUGGGAGGGGCCCCCAAGCUGAGCGGUGCCGACAGGAAACCGGAGUUCUCAGAUGUGCCUGGGUUCCGGGGGGAGAGAGGGCAGAAAGAGACGGGGGAUCCGGCCGAAGCCAAAAAGGGGAAGCCGGGCUCGCUGGUGGCUCAGGCUCCAGACUCAGGGUGCGGGCCUGGCCAGGGUGGGGAGGAGGGUGAGCCCCCGGGCCGGCCCUGGAGGGCCCCCCCCUUCUCCUCUGGGGCCGGGCCCUGGGAGAAGGCCGCCUCCUGGGAUGGCCCCUUCUUCACAGGCCAAUACUUGGCUGAAUUCCGGUGCUGCUCAGGGCAGACAGAAGGGGGAGCUCUGGGCCCAAGCAGCCAAGCUGGGUCUUCCGCUGGAGGGGUGUCUGUGGCCGGGGUCUGUGCCCGCCUUCCCUCUGGAGAGUCGGGGGCUCCUCGGGCCGGGGCCGUGGCGCCUGGCACAGAGCAGGGGGCUCUGCCCACAGGCUCCCCUCCCCUCCCUUCCGGGGAGCGCCCGGCAAGCCCCCACCCCUGCUUCUGGGCGGGAGGGCUUGUCCACCAGAGGGGCCGGGGCCAGGAGGAGGUGCAGGACGGAGCCGGGCGUCCGGGCCCCAAUCCCAAGGCCCCUUCCCGUGCCCUGAGGUGGGGUGGGGCCUUCGCCCAAGGCAAUUCCCCAGCUUCCCACCUGCGACUUGUCAGGUUUCUGGACUACUCGGGCACCCCUGUGCUGUCCAGGGAGGAACCAGGAGGGGUGGGGGGCGGGGGCACGUGGCUGAUUGGCAGCUGCGCUGGGUGGGGGCGGGGCCCUGCAUCUGAGCUCCGGCCAGAGGACUUGAAGAGGAACAGCCUCAAUGCUGGGGCCCAAGGAGGAAAGGGGCCUUCUGGGGUGGGAGAGGGCCGGGAGACCCCCAAACCCGGGGCGGCCGCCACACAGCUCGCUCUGCCGCUUGUUCUGGACCUUCGAGUCUUGUUCCAUCAGCCCCCCCAGCCCAGAUCUUUGGGGGCCCUGGAGGGUCCCGGCCCUGGACCUGGAGAGAAAGGUUUGGGUGCCCAGGCCCACAGGGGCCCGGGGGAAGGACCCGGGGGGCCGGCGGAGCUGUCCCUGGGAGGGGCGGACCUCCCGAAGCCCCCGCCACCCGGCCCCAAGGGCCCCUGGGGGGGAGGCGGCAGAAGGCGGAAGAAGGGGCUGGGCCCGAGUGGAAGGCCUCCUCCUGGCCUUCCCGAGUCUGGGGCCGGGUUGCCUGACCGGGGAGGAGAGAGAUUGUCUGAGCCACAGCUUCGCAGAGCCCAGAACUUGAUCCGCCCAAGCUCUCGGGGUGGCUGUGGUGGCAUCUGUGCCCAUUUUUCAGUAGAGGAACUGAGGCUCAUAGAGAUGAAAUGGCUCGUCCAUGGUUGUGCCCCUAGCAAGCAAGUGCAGGGGAUGGAAUUGAGACUUCAGGUCUGGUGGGCCAAGGGCCAAAUGAGGCAGCGUGUACCCCAAGUACCCCAAGCUGCAGGUUGCCAUGACACCCCCUCUCUCCUGGAGGUGGACUUGUGGGCCUCAUUAAAGCCGCAGUUUGCUCCCUCUGCCCGCUGCUGGGAGCAGUCGGGACUCGUACAGAAGGAAAAGACGGCCCGUCCCCUCCCGCUCCGGGCUCGGCUGCUCCGGAACGUUUCACGGGGGGAAUCGCCCGCUGGAGUCUCCUCCUCUGCCGUCCCGGCGCUCACGUUCGCCGCUUACCUCAGAGCCGUUGUAGGGGCGCCUGUCCCCGCCCGCGGGCUCGGCGGGAGUCGGGGACUGCGCCCGGACUCCCGGGCCCUCGGCCCACGAUCUCGCUUUCCGCAUUCCCGUUCUGGGGGCGGGCGGCAGAGGGGCUGCUUCCUUCCCGCCCUCCCCGUGUGCAGAGGCUUCCCCUCACGAGAUCGCCUCCCUGCCGUCGGCCCCGCUCUUUUGGUGGGAAGCUUUGGGAAGAGCCGGGAGCGGCGGCCCCGCGAGUCUGCUGUGGGCAGCGGGAGAGCGAGCGCGUUAAGGGGCCCGGCCCUGGGGGCUCAUCCCUCCUCCCGGACCUCCUGCGGCCCCGGCCCCUCUUGCCUGCCGGUGGCCAGGCCGGCUCUGACUUUGUCCUCGCCUAGCCCUUGGGGGGAGGGUCCUUGGGGCCGAAUAGAUGCGAACCCUCAUCCCGUCCUCGGUGGCCGCCGGGCCUCCCGGCCCUCAGCCCCCGACUCUGGGGAAUUGGGGAGAAAGCUCAGGCAGAGAUCCGCUGUCCGAGGCUGGAAGGCUCUCAACCUAGGAGUCAUCUGGAUCCUCGCUGUCCCUCAUCCAAUCUGUGGCCAACACCUGCCCAUCUCCCCUCUGCACCAUCUCUGUACUUGCUCUCUAUUUUCUCUCUCUCUUCACCCUCUUUCUGUGCCCCCACAGGCCACAGGGGACACCCCCACCACACCUAAGCCCCCUAAGGACAGCAGAGAGAGCUUCUUCUGGGCCAACGCAACGGCCUCCCCGGCCCUCCAGCCCGCACCCUCAAACCCUGACCCGGCGCUCGCUGACGCCUCGCCCAGAACCAAGCCGGCUUCUGCCUCCAGGGAUCCCGAGGCCCUUCCGAGCAUGGCUUGUCCGGCUCCAGGGGAGGAGCCGGUGGCCGGCGGUCGGAAAGGCGCCUCGGGACCUCCUCAGCAGGACGCCCACCUCGGGCCGCAAGUGGACCCGGCCGUGGCUCCCAUGCCGGACCCCGAGCUUGGGCACGUCGAGUCCGUGAGCGGCGCCAUGGCGGGACGCGCCUGUGCUCAGGCCUCCGGCUCAAAGCCUUCGGGAAGCCUGGCCCCCCGGCCAGAGCCCCCCCGGGUUAAAGCCCGCCUCCUGCCCACCAUGCCCAAGCUCGUCAUCCCCACCUCCAUCUCCAAGUUCCCCCCCGAGAUCACCGUCACUCCCCCGACCCCCACCCUCCUCUCCCCCAAGGGCAGCAUCUCUGAGGAGACCAAGCAGAAGCUAAAGUCGGCGAUCCUGAGCGCCCAGUCCGCGGCCACCGUGAAGAAGGAGAGCCUCUGCCAGCCCGCCCUGGAGAUCCUGGAGAUGUCCAGCCAGGAGUCGUCCCUGGAGAGCGAGAGCGACGAGGAGGACGACUACAUGGACAUCUGAGGGGGGCGGGUGCUGCACCCGGGGGGGCGGUUUCCAUAGCGCCCGGGCCGAGGGGUCGGUGGGCCGUUCCCGGGGGAAGGGCCGAUUCCCCGGGGCAUCUUUUUGUACCAAGCGUUAGUUUUGUAAGGUGGCCGGGGUGGAAGCGCCGGGACCAACCCGGGCCUGGGGACCGCGGGGGCCCGGGUGGCAUCCUGGCAGCGCCGGCCCAGAGCUGGGCGGGUUUGCUUUUCUAAUAAAGUGGGAACAUGCGA